AUGGCGGCUAUCGUUCCAAGGGUACUCAGGCUGCAAAUAUGUACUUUGACGAGACCCGCGGGGGCGUUUCUUGUGCCAAAUGUGGGCUGCCAGGGUCAGCAGCACAGCAGGGGGUACCCAACUUCAAAACAUUACGACAUGAAGUGGAGACUUCUCCGGAAGAAAAAAGUGUUCAAGAUUGACCUGCCGAAAUUUGUGGAGCUGAAGUCAGAGAAACCAAAAGAAAAGAAAACAACAGACGAACUUCGAAUGGAGAUGAAGAAAGAGGGAAGACUUCCACCUCGGAUAUUUCAGUAUCUACCACUCAACAUAUCCAGCACACUAACUAUCAUCGAUCCGUUCAAGCCACAAGAAGGAGAUGGGAAACAGUCGUUUCUGUCUACAGCUAAACUGUCUGACACGGUUUCACGUAUGAUCAAAGGAACGAAGUCCAUGAAGCACCUGCGUAAAUUGAAGAAAUAUGAAGACUUUGUGGAGUCUGACUUUGCAGUAGAGGCCCAGAAAAUUGUCACAGAGGCCCAGUCUUUGUUGGGAGAUAUUUACAAGAAUCAGGACAGGCUCCAUGAACUGGUUACAGAAAAAGCAUUUCCGGAAAUGGUGCAUGGCCUUGAGAACAAGACCAUGCACUGGCAACUGGUUGAAACCGUGGAGCCUGCCAGAGUGGUGCAGGUUCGCACCGAGACCAUGAUCACGUCAGAUAACCUGUUUUGCCAGGUCACGGUGCGCCUGCACACCAAACAGAUCCUGGCAAUUUAUGACCGAUUUGGCCGCCUCAUGUACGGUGACCCACUUCUACCCAAGUCUGCAGUGGAGUAUGUGGUUAUGGAGAAGUGGAUCUCCGACACCAACGGACGGUGGCGGAUCCAUGGCAAGAUCGUCCCAGAGUGGAUGUCACCUCGAGACAGUUUGAUAAAAACCUACAAAGUUCCAGUGUUUGACCCUCUGCCUCCUGCAGACUCACCAGAGGACAAGAAGACAGAGAAGAAAGUUGAUGAGGAGGAAGAUACUGAUGAUGAUGGGGGUGAUGAUAAUAAGAGAAAGGGGAGUCCUCAAGUUGCACUUGCAUGA
Candidula unifasciata is the source of this 1068-nucleotide messenger RNA. The record is from the annotation of a GenBank genome assembly. NCBI's taxonomy places the organism in Eukaryota, Metazoa, Mollusca, Gastropoda, Stylommatophora, Geomitridae.